AUGAAGUUCGCCUUCGGUACCUUGGUCUGCCUCGCUGCUGCGCUCAUCCCAGCUGCUCAGGCCAGCGUCGAUAUCACCUUCACUUCCAGCAAGUUUAGCCGCCGCGAUGUUGCUGAGGUCGCCCAGGUCCAGCCUAACCCCGAGUUCGGUAUCUUGCUCGCCAAUGUGUACCUCAAGCACGGCGGUAAAGGUCUUCCCGCUCCCAAGGACGUCAAGACGACCUACCCUGACUGCAAGUGGAGACACUACAACCGCACCUACGGCUGGAUGGACGAGAACAACGUGCAGUGCUACUUGUCGCCUUCGUACAAGUACCAUGCGUACUCGAGCUCGAUUGCCUUCAAAGUUGGCCCCAGUCUGGAAAGGGGUGCUUGCGCCGACACGCCCAAUACUGACAAGUACCCCGAGAACCCCAGGUACAGCAUUUCGGUUCCUUACCUGUACAUGAACAACCUGUACGACCGACGCUGCAAGGUGCGCGCCAUGGUCAAGGUGCCCAAGACGGACGAGCAUGUCGAGUACUGGGUGCAGGCUUGGGUCGUCGAGCAUGACAUUGGCUCUACGAACCUCGACGGCAAGGUUGUCCCCAACGGUCCUCAGGAAGGCAUCAUGGUCGACACGGGCCUGUACCCCAAGUUCUUCGACAAGGCCGAGCAGGACCCCAGCUACGGCAAGACGAUCCCCGAGGUCGAGUGGUUCUUCCUCGACAUCAACACCAUGGGUGCCGGCCUUGGGCCUGGCCAGAAGGAGUGCAAAUCGGACAAGACCGUCUCGGCCUCGUCGCUCUGA
Molecule: messenger RNA, 789 nt
Organism: Sporisorium graminicola
Lineage: Eukaryota; Fungi; Basidiomycota; Ustilaginomycetes; Ustilaginales; Ustilaginaceae
Exons: 2
Coding region: 1-789 (262 amino acids)
Source: RefSeq, a predicted model, not a curated record